Ilex paraguariensis (yerba mate) is the source of this 1670-nucleotide messenger RNA. NCBI's taxonomy places the organism in Eukaryota, Viridiplantae, Streptophyta, Magnoliopsida, Aquifoliales, Aquifoliaceae. The record is from the annotation of a GenBank genome assembly.
AUGAAGAUCUUUAAAAAAAAACAAAGUCUUGCAAAUAAUGUCAUCCCCAAGAAACAGCGCAAGCAAAGGGAAAUGGAGAGCACCCUCUCCAAGUCUCCUCUUCACACACAUAAAUGUAUGAGUCGCACACCCUUCAACCGUUUGUUCGCCGGAGUUUACACCACCGCCAUCUUUGCUCUGCUCUACCACCAUGUACUCACACUUCUCCACUCCACCACCUUAGUCUCCUUCUUUAUAUCUAUAUCUAUGUUAAUCUCUGAUAUUCUUCUGGGAUUGAUGUGGUCCACCUCACAAGCCUUUCGCAUGCGCCCAAUCCUUCGCCAACAAUUCCCUGAAAACCUUGAGAAAGUCGUUGAUCGGAAGGAUUUUCAGGCGAUGGACAUCUUUAUAUGCACUGCAGAUCCCUACAAAGAGCCGCCGAUGACCGUCGUCAACACGGCCUUAUCGGUGAUGGCUUAUGACUACCCAACGGAGAAGCUUUCGGUGUAUGUAUCAGACGAUGGAGGUUCGGAGCUCACUCUCUUUGCUUUAAUGGAGGCUGCAAAGUUUGGGAAGCACUGGUUAACCUACUGACGGCAAAAUAACAUCGUAGAUAGGUGUCCAGAAGCUUACUUCAGAUCAAACCACCCUAGGAGUUCAGAGAUAAAGAAAAUCAAGGUGAAUUCUUCAUUAAGCGAUAAAUCUUCACUCUUUAUUGGAUAUUUAUAUUUUUGUGUUCAUCCGUUUGAGUUUUGCAUUGAACUUAUUUAAUGUUUUUAUUCCUUUUUCCUUUCCUAUUGGCCUUUUUCCAAUUCCAUUUUCCGUUUUGUGCUUCUUGUCUGUGUGUACUGUGUAUAUCACUUGUAUAUCUGUGUGAAUACACACAUACAUAUAUAGCUAGUUUUGUACUUCCAAUUUCCGUGUUUUGAUGUUGAGCAAGUAACUAAGGCUACAGCUUUAAGAGUAAUCAUAACAACAUCAAAUAUGGGAGAAAAAUAACCCUUGCAGAAAUGUGAAUCUCCGUUGAAUGGUGUAAAAUUGUGUAAUCUAUCUAUGUCUGUUUGGACAGUUCAGGUCAAGCUUAGAUUUCAUCGACAUUCCUUAAAACUUCAAAGAUAGGUUCUUUUAACACCUUAACCAGAUCUAACGGGCAGCCUAAUGAUGUUUAGAAUAUCAAGCACCGAUCGUCAACGAGGGUGUCCUAUCCGUAUCGGAUACGCACCCGAUACGCCGAAAUACGUAUCUAAUACGUCAAAUAUGUCUCCCAUAUUUAAUAAAAUCAUUUUUUAAUAUCGGAUAUGAUACGGGAGAAUAGGCAAGAUACGAUUGGGAUACGCCUGCAGAUACAUAUAUGUACAUGUAUGCAUACUCACUGUCGCUGGUGACGAAGCAGAAGAAAAAGCAUUCGAAGAUCAACAGCUGAUUCACGGCGAGAAGACCACUGCCACCCUUACGACUACGCUAAGCCACGAGAAGUAUUUGAUCAAGGUUGUCAUCGACGUUGGCCAAACUCCCGUACUUGCACAGUUCUCGUAACCCUAACUUUAUAAAUCAGAAGACAAGAACGAGACUGGCGACAGAUAGAAUGACUUUUUGACUGAAGUAGGAGAUAAAAAGUUAAAAGAGUCCUUCAUUAGACACGUGUCAACGUAUCAAUCCAGUGGUGGGAUCACCUUAUCAUCUUGUCUGCC